GCGGUUUUAAGGCUGACUUUCCCAAGAACGACACACUCUUCUAUUCUAGGAAACAACCAACAGAACAAGAGGCCGCUGAAGUCAAAACUUCUCUGCGAAUGUCUGCACACGGUGAUGUGUGAGAGAAAGAAAAUCUGUGAAGUUUGAACAAGCAGCCUUCCCAAGAUGUACCAAAUAUCUCAACUGAUGUCAACACCAGUGGCAAGUUCUUCCAGGUCCCAGAUAGAACGCGCUGGAGAGCUGUCUUCCACCUGCAUCUUCCCAAGUUUUGCCUGUGAUUUCCUGCACGGUGAUGCUUCCUUUGACUGCUGCUCCAUAGAUCCCCUGACGGGACUGCCCUGUCGCCGAAGUCCCAGGCUCCUCACCAAUGGCUACUACCUUUGGACAGAAGACAGUUUCCUCUGCGACAAAGAUGGCAAUGUAACUCUGAGCCCAUCCCAGACCAGUGUGAUGUACAAGGAGAACUUAGUUAGACUCCCAUUUGCUGAGCCUGAGCAAUUCUGUUGUUUCAGAUGGUUUCUGGGAGGAAUGUUAGCCGGUGUCUUCACAUGCUCCUUGAUGAUAACUAUAGCUUAUCUUGUCAAGUCACUGUGUCUCAGCCUUGCCAGCUAUUUCAAAGCCACUGCGGGUGCUUGGUUUGAUAAGAUUUGACAAGCAUCAAGAGUGCCUCUGAUGAAUGUCUUCAAUCUGAAUAUACCCGAAAAUUGUCCAAUUUGCAGCCUGCUUGGAACAACUGCUUUAUUGGAAGGGAGUGAGCGACUGGAUACUUGAGAAAACACAUUUUAAUUCAGUUUUUAAAAAAAUCCCAGUUUUGCCCUCAUAAUUGUAAUAUGCUCAUAACAAUAAUAUCAAUUCAUCUUUCCUUUGCAAACGUUAGCAGUUGAAAGGGAAAGGACUGUGAUAUGUGCCAGAGAACAAACCACCUGGGUAAAUGCUGCCCUAUUAUCUCUAAGGCAGUGGUUCCCAAACAUCAAUUUUCAUUAGAGAAUUAUAAGGGGAGCAAAUAACAGGCAGAUCCCUGGGCCUGCCGACAUGGACCUGUCCUUUGCUGAAAUGCUUUAAUUGAAUGACAAAAGCAAGUUUGUUUUAUUUUUUAUUAACUAAUUGCAUCUUGAAAGUAAAUAAAUGCAGUUCAUACUUAAAAUAUAAUGUAGAAAAAGUCAUCAUUUCUCCCAAAGGAGUGGGUCAGUAUUUGGUGGUGAUGGUAGAUGAUGGUUGAUGGAAAAUGGGCAGGAGACUGCCAUUUGUUGAAGGUAUAUUCUCUUGAACCAUUUUUUUUAAACCAAGUUUUCAACCUUCUUAGUGAAUUGUAAUUCACUAAAAUUGCAAUUAAAAUAAAGAUAUAACAGAAAAAAAAUGCCUUAAGGGCAAAAUAAAGGCAAAACACGAGAGUGCGUUGAAACACGUAAAAAUGGCGCUGCUGCUUCACAGACCGAAGGCUUGUAUAAGGUGCUCCGUCUUCAUCUCUCUCACCUGGGAUAGGUUCCCGAAUGUGUCUUCCAAUUUAGAUUUGUGCGAUAUGAUAUUCUCUGU
Messenger RNA from Hipposideros armiger (great roundleaf bat), 1533 nucleotides. It is a transcript of the gene TMEM71, whose product is annotated as transmembrane protein 71. The record is from RefSeq and is a predicted model, not a curated record. Bases 166 to 651 code for a protein of 161 amino acids. The transcript is spliced from 8 exons. Lineage: Eukaryota; Metazoa; Chordata; Mammalia; Chiroptera; Hipposideridae.